Molecule: messenger RNA, 1041 nt
Organism: Beta vulgaris subsp. vulgaris (sugar beet)
Lineage: Eukaryota; Viridiplantae; Streptophyta; Magnoliopsida; Caryophyllales; Amaranthaceae
Exons: 2
Coding region: 1-1041 (346 amino acids)
Source: RefSeq, a predicted model, not a curated record
AUGUCGGUCAAGCAGGGGGAGACAGAAAGCCUAAGAGACUACGUAGGGCGUUUUAACGCAGAAGCUGUCACCAUCCCUACUCUCCAGCAGGAGGUUGCCGUCCUAGCUCUCAUGACAGGCUUAAAGGAAGGAACUCCUUUCAGAAGUUAUCUGGGCCGUAAAAAGCUAACCAACCUAACAGAAGUCUUAAGCAAGGCAAACGACUUUAUUCGGGGGGAAGAGUUCGAUAAGGCAUCAAAUGCCAAAAGGCCAAUAGCAGAGGAGAAGGAUAAGGAGAAAGAGAAAGUUCGCAAGGACUACAGAGAUUACGGCCACAUAACCGAUGACUACAAAGACCUCAAGGACGGGAUCAAAGACCUCAUCAGACGAGGCUACUUCACCCAAUACCAGGCGAGAACCGACCGGAAGUCUCCAUCCAGAGAGGAUGAAAAUGUUAGUAGAAGGGCGGUGAAAGACAGGAUCACUGAAAUCCAUGUCAUAUCCGGUGGACCAACUAGAGGUGGAAGCAUACAUGGUGCCAAAGCUAGCCUGAAGGAGGUAAGACACCAAGUGAAUUACCACAAUGCAGGAAAAUUGCCGGCACCCCCAGCUAUGCCGUCCGUAGCUUUCACGUCAGAGGACACCAAGGGCAUUAUCUACCCCCAUGACGAUCCCCUGGUAGUAUCUCUGCAGAUAUCAACCGCAAUGGUGCAUCGGGUGCUGGUAGAUGGAGGAAGUUCUGCCAAUAUCUUGUAUAAGGAGACAUUCGAGAAAAUGGGCUUCGACACGACAUGUCUCAAGCCGGUCUCGUAUCCUAUUAUCGGUUUCACAGGGGCAUCUGUCGUCCCGGAAGGAACCAUCAAGCUGGCAGUAAAGCUGGGGGAAGGAUCUCAUUCGCGAGAUCUGCUAGUAGAAUUCCUCGUUGUAGAUGUACCGGCAGCGUACAAUGCGAUCAUAGGACGACCCCUAGUUCAUGACGCCCAAGAUGUGGUAUCUACCCACCACCUUACAAUGGUCUAUACCUCCAACGACGGUAACCUCGAGAAGCUCAGGGGGAAUUAA